AUGAUGCUGCCUCAGAUGCAGCAGCCGGGCGCCAACCAGCUGCCCACCCCGCCUGCCACCCUCAAAGUCAGCUGCAUUCCCUCCUUUGUUACCUCCGAAGAUUUCGGCCGCUUGAUGAGGCAGCUGGAGGGCUGCGUGGACGCCCGAGUGCUGGGCAGGCAGCCGGGCGGCGAACAGGUCGGGUAUGCAGAGUUUUCAGACAAGCUGAAUGCCAGCAAGGCCAAGAACCUCUACCACGGCUGGACUGGGUGGGGCGGGCGCGGCCUGGCAAUCGAGCUCACCGAUUUCUCCCUGUCCCAGCUCACCCAGCUUCCAGUGGGCGGCCAGAAGCGCAUGCGCGAGGGGGAGGACCUGCUCCAGCCCAACGGCAACUACAAGCAGCCCCGCGCUGAUAUGCCCGCCAUGGGCAUGGCGGGAGGGUUAGGCGGCGGCCAGCCGCAGGAGCAACAGGAUGCAGCUGCGCUGGGCCUGCUGCAGAAUCUCAGCACAAUGACCCGCCUGCUGCAGCAGCAGGGCCUCGCCCAGCAUCUUCUGGCAGCCACACAGCAACAGCAGCAUCAGGCAGGCUUGCUGCAGCCGCAACAGGGCCUGCAGCACCAGCACCAGCAGGCACCUGGCAUGCUCCAGCAGCAGGGCGCCCAUCAGCAGCACUUGGGUGGAGGGCUGCCGUUGGGCGGCAUAAUGCAGGGCCAGGGGCCGGCGGGGGCUGCAGCAGGAGGCGGAAGAUACGAUGGCUACAACAGCUCUGGAAGUGCCAUGCCGGCCACCACCACCCUGCAGCCGUCCCAGCAGCAACAGCAGGUGUCCCAACAGCAGCAGCUGGGUGGUGCCAUGGGGGGCAUGCUGCCACCGCAGCAGCAACAGCCUGCAGGGCAGUACUUGCCUCAGGCACAGCAGGAGCAGCAGCCCCAGCAGCAGCCAGUUUACGGCUUGCAGCAGGAGCAUCCCCUUUCUACCAACUAUUUCAAUCAGCCCCUGCAGCAGCCCCAGCAACAGCCACAACUGCUGCCCCCGUCCCUGCAGCAGCAGGGUUACAGCAUAGCACCGCCGCAGCAGCAACCUCAGGCAAUGCUGCAGACUGGCAUGGGGCAGAUGUCUGGCAUGCUGCCCCACCAGCAGCCCAUGAUGCAGCAGCAGCAGCCACAGCAGACGAUGCAGCAGCAAGCACCAGCACAAUUGAUGCAGCCGACGCAACCGCAGGUCAUGGGGAUGCCUGGCGGGCAGAGAGGCGAGAUUUUAGCACCAACAGCAAUGCGGCAGUACCCGCCCGAUGCCUGCAACACGCUGUACAUUGAGGGCCUGCCAUCGGAUGUCACGCGACGUGAGCUCGGCCACAUUUUCCGCUCGCGCGAAGGCUUCCGGAGCCUGCGGUUAGUGAUCAAGGACAGCAAGAAGCAUGUGGGGGAGAAGCUGGUGAUGGCAUUUGUGGAGUACAGCAGCACCUACUUUGCAGCGCAGGCCAUGGACACGCUGCAGGGGUAUCCCUUUGACCUAGACAACCCCGAGACCAUGACCUUCUUUGUCAAGUUUGCGCGGCCGAUGGAGAACCCGCACAGGCCGGUUUGGAGCUGGCGGCUCGGCCCCUCGUGA
Molecule: messenger RNA, 1590 nt
Organism: Chlorella variabilis
Lineage: Eukaryota; Viridiplantae; Chlorophyta; Trebouxiophyceae; Chlorellales; Chlorellaceae
Exons: 9
Coding region: 1-1590 (529 amino acids)
Molecular function (GO): mRNA binding
Source: RefSeq, a predicted model, not a curated record